Molecule: messenger RNA, 2463 nt
Organism: Diaporthe amygdali
Lineage: Eukaryota; Fungi; Ascomycota; Sordariomycetes; Diaporthales; Diaporthaceae
Product: B-cell lymphoma 3-encoded protein
Exons: 4
Coding region: 1-2463 (820 amino acids)
Molecular function (GO): protein binding
Source: RefSeq, a predicted model, not a curated record
AUGGAAGAAGCGCUUCACGACGUAGAGCGCGCAGCCGACGUCGCGUUACACACGAUCAUAGGGCUCAAAAGGCGCAUAUCCGCGCGGCUGGAUGCCCCGGAUGUUCAUUUAAUCCACGAGGAGCUUAUCGAGCUGACCAACCUGUUGAAUCCUGUCAGCCAACUUCACACGAAAACAUUUUCUGGGACAGCGAAACAGGACCUUGCCAUUCUUAGAGCUAUUUACCGAGACAUUCGCGCGAUCCUGAAAUGUUUCGAAAAUGUGCGGGAAAUCUACCCUGUCAACGAAGGCGACCGACGGAGCGACCCGGGACUAUCGUCGAGUCCAGAUCCAAGUGCCGAGAUGCUAGUGAGGAGGCCCAUUAAGGAACGUAUAAACCACAUUGCUCGACACCUCAGAGAAUGCCGCCUCUCAUUACUGUCCAAGCUAGUCGUUCUCAAUACUGUCAAGUCUAUAGAAACCUACCCCGAUGAGGACUCAUUGGGCCAGAUUACCGGGACGGUAUAUAACAACCAAGAACUCCCUAGCUCUUCACCGUCGGUGGUCACAGAACUGCCUGAAGACGAUCAGCACUCAUUGGAUUGGCCCGAAGAGAAGAGUGUCCCGCAUGAGAUCGACAAUGAAAAGUAUCUUUCCUCUGAGAUGUUCCCGGUGUUUAAACAUUUGCGUCAGGAAACAUUACGAAGCGGCCCCUCAAAACAUGGCAUCCCGAGUGAUAUUCCGCAGUCACCACGAUCUCCAAGCAUGCACCAGCUUGCUCUGUCCGAGAUGCGUUACGUACGAUCCAAGGAGAAGGAGUCCUAUUUCCAACAUCUCGACCAAGCCUUCUCAAAGAUUACUCACAGCCCGGCCGUCAGUGAGCGUGGGACUCGGCCUUUCUCGGUGCAAGGACAACCACAAUAUGGCGGGUCGAUGUGCAGUCCGCGCUGCCGCUGUCGUUGUCACUCGAACCGGAGCGUCGCUCGCCUCAGUCUGUCUGCCUUCGCAAGUAGCCUCGGAGCCUUAUGUUUCUCAUUCACAGGUCCAAACCCCGGCACCUCCGCUUGUACAGACACAUCGUGUCGAGCGCGCCGCGCGAGGUGGCUCAGGAUAACAUACGUGUUUCCCUCUUGGCUGUUCCAGGCGGCGAUAACAGCUUCGUUCACCGACGGCAUUGGGUCUCCCGAGCUCCUCAUCAGGGUGUGUAGGGUUCUCUCUUCCCGUUCAUUAGACGGCUACUACAAUAUUUUUGGAUAUAUCAGCCGCAAGGAUGUCGAAAAAGUCAAAGAGGCCGUAUUGAGAAGGCAUGUGGCCGUCACAGAUGUUCUUGAUACUGGCAUGACACCAAUUGGGUUCGCUAUCCGGCAUUUCAGCAUUCCUAUGGUCCAGUUCUUGCUACAAGAAGGCGCCGACCUCUUUCAAGAGGGGCCAACUGGUGUGGCUCCACCAGGAUUUAUGAUGGCCCUCGAGAAGAUCUACACGGAUCCGAAUGUACCAAAGUCUGACCGCUCCCUCCUCGAGGAACUCCUACCUCUGGACAUGGUGAUUGAGAUGGCUGGACUCUCACCUUUGCAUAAGGUGGUCCUUGGGAUCCGGUGCUUAGACUUAGGAGAGCUUUUGAAGCUGAACCUUUGCCCCGUCGACAAGCUGGACUACUCUGGCAGGACAGCCCUACAUUGGGCAGCUGCGAAAGGCGACAUAAAAGCAAUUCAACAGUUACUGGACGCGGGCGCGCAAAUCGAGUGCAAGACCCGCAUGCGUUCCGAGAGCCCGCUGAUGAUUGCAUGCCGCAUCGGUGCAAGCCCGGAAGCAGUCAGGGUGCUACUGGCCGCCGGGGCGGAUGUGAAUACCAGGGACUCUUACGAGCAAACACCGCUCUGCCUCACAGCGGGUGCACCUGGCAACCGCAUUGAAAUUGCGGCUGCUCUGUUGGAUGCAGGGACCGACGUCAAUUGGGAGGAAGGGCAUGCGUUUGCAACGCCGCUGGACUUUGCUUGUUGUACCCAUAACGUUGAAAUGGUGGAGUUCUUGAUCUCAGCUGGUGCAAAUGUCAGCCAUCACGACCGCGACGGGUCCACACCGCUCAUGAAUGCAGUAGUGUACCACGCAUGUAAUACGGCAUCGGUCCUCCUGCAACAUGGAGUUGAUGUCCGUGACAUCGAUAACGAGGGGAAGACCGUGCUACACUGUAUCGCUGAAGUAUCAAACGAGGAUAUGAUGGCGGUCUUCGCCACAACCGACCCUUCGUGUUCAGUGGACCCGGAGCAGCAAGAUAAUAACGGUAGAACGCCUUUAGAUACUUUUGACCAAAGAACGAUCAGUGCGCCUCUCGAGCUAAGGGAGAAAUUCGUGGGGCUCCUGCAGCUGUUCUCUAAAAGAUUCAAAGACAAUCCUGGCAUUGAGGAGGAAGAGGUUGAUACAGAAGAGUUCUUUGACGCGUCGGAAAAGUGGGACGAAGCACACAAGCACGAUAGCAACAGAUAA